AGAAGAUGCUGGGUAUUUUGGGUGACUAGCACUAUUCCCACUUUUUCUUUUCAAUCCCUGAGCUAUUGUUUACUAAGACAUUCUUUUAUUCCGGUUUCUACUAACGCUGAAUGUUACCUGGGUGGAAAGCGUAAUUGCUUUCUUUUUUUUUUUUUAGGCCCUUAAACCCUUUGCUAAUGUUUCUGUCUGAGAGUUCCCAAAGCCAGGGUUCUAGGAGAGCUGGGCCUGUCUGAGCAGCUGACCCACGAAAUAAUGCAAUGGUGGAUUUGAUCUUCACAACAUGCUGGCCCAGUAAACCUCCAGGGAAGAAAGAAAGCCAAGGGCCUUGUCUUCCUCCUCCCCCCUUUCCUCUCCCCUUUCCAGGAGAGGAUUUGCCUAGAAGUGGGAAGGGGCGCCUGACGCCCGAGAGAGCCUGACGCCCAUUCUCAGGCCGGGGCUGCCGGCCUCCAGCUGCUGCGCGGACCUGAGGCCUGGGCCAUGCCCACAAGCCCCUGAAGCUCGCCUGGAGGAGGGAGCAUGCCGGGCGCCCCGGCCGGAGGCUUGGGCCCGGGGCUGCCCGCUGUGGACAGACGGACGCUCCUGGUCUGCAGCUUUAUCCUGGCAGCAGCUUUGGGCCGAAUGAAUUUCACAGGAGACCAGGUUCUUCGAGUCCUGGCUAAAAAUGAGAUGCAACUUUGCCUUCUCAGGGAUCUGGAGGGCCUGAAGCCCCAGAAGGUGGACUUCUGGCGUGGCCCGGCCAGGCCCAGCCUCCCUGUGGACAUGAGAGUUCCUUUCUCUGAACUGAAAGGCAUCAAAGAUUAUCUGGAGUCUCACGGCCUUGCUUACAGCGUCAUGAUCAAGGACAUCCAGGUGCUGCUGGAUCAGGAGAGAGAGGCCAUGGCGAGAUCCCGCCGGCUGGAGCGCAGCACCAGCAGCUUCAGUUACUCCUCUUACCACACCCUGGAGGAGAUAUAUAGCUGGAUUGACAGCUUCGUCACUGAGCAUGCAGAUAUUGUCUCAAAAAUUCAGAUUGGCCACAGCUUUGAAAAUCGAUCCAUUCUUGUCCUGAAGUUUAGCACCGGAGGUUCUGAGCGCCAGGCCGUCUGGAUCGACACUGGAAUUCACUCCCGGGAGUGGAUCACCCAUGCCACCGGCAUCUGGACUGCCAAGCAGAUUGUCAGCGAAUACGGCAAAGAUUGCACCCUGACACACCUAUUGAACACCAUGGACAUCUUCCUGGAGAUCGUCUCCAACCCUGAUGGCUUUGCUUUCACCCACAGCAUGAACCGCUUGUGGCGGAAGAACAGGUCCAACCAACCCGGAAUCUCCUGCAUUGGUGUGGAUCUUAACAGGAACUGGAGGUCAGGCUUCGGAGAAAAUGGGUCUAAUGACAACCCAUGCUCAGAGACGUAUCAUGGACCCUACCCGCACUCGGAGCCAGAGGUGUCUGCCAUUGUGAACUUCAUCACAGCCCACGGGAACAUCAAGGCUCUGAUUUCCAUCCACAGCUACUCUCAGAUGCUCAUGUACCCUUAUGGCCACUCGCUGGAGCCUGUUUCAAACCAGGAGGAGUUGUACAAUCUUGCCAAGAGAGCAGUGCAGGCCCUGUACAAGGUCCACGGGAUCAAGUACAUUUACGGCAGCAUCAGCACCACCCUCUAUGUGGCCAGUGGGAUCACCGUCGACUGGGCCUAUGACAGUGGCAUCAAGUACUCCUUCAGCUUUGAGCUCCGGGACACUGGGCGCUAUGGCUUCCUGUUACCGGCCACACAGAUCAUCCCCACGGCCCAGGAGACGUGGAUGGCAAUUCGGACCAUCUUGAAGCACGCCCUGAGGCACCCCUACUAGCAGCAUGAUCGAGGGCAGAGCAGGAGAGGUCAUCCUCCUCCCCAAGGCCCGGGGCUCCUCCUGAACCCCAAAUUAGACACCCCUUCCUGAAAACCCUGCCAAGACCCCUUAGAAAAUAAAUCAAGUUU
Eptesicus fuscus (big brown bat) is the source of this 1955-nucleotide messenger RNA. RefSeq names its product carboxypeptidase A5 (gene CPA5). The record is from RefSeq and is a predicted model, not a curated record. The coding region runs from base 517 to 1827 and encodes 436 amino acids. Lineage: Eukaryota; Metazoa; Chordata; Mammalia; Chiroptera; Vespertilionidae. Gene Ontology annotation, molecular function: zinc ion binding; metallocarboxypeptidase activity. Gene Ontology annotation, biological process: proteolysis. The transcript has 12 exons.